AUGCGCCAAAUACUGCCAAGCACCUCUCAGGUGGCAAGCUCACUUGAUGUUGAAUGCGGCCUCAAGAGAAGCCCCAAGAAGAGCCCUCGUCUUCUUAACGGCACAGAGGCUUCGACAUCGCCGCCAGCAGCAACAAGCAGCUCGUCAAGCAUCCUUUUACUUGCGUGUGUGGUAUUGUUUCUGCAGGAAAAGGGGGCACAGGUAGCUACUACUUCAUGGCUUUAUGCAGAAGUUUCCCUCGUGCCAGCAGUUUCUUCGAGCCAUUUUGAGGAAGAACAGCUAGUGGAUGAUCUGCUUUCGUCCAGCAGUGCUGAUGGCGAAAAAUCGACGAUUGAAGGUGCUCUCCCAACCAACGUAGCACUUCGCGAAGCAUUAAGCUACUCUCUUCACCGUGGUGUAGUAGCGCAAGAUGGAUCAGAUGACUCAAGCUUGCCACGUGUAUUAAUUAAACGUGCUAGCGUGCCGUCAGCAAAUGUCCGUGCUGUCCGUCGAAGUAGAAAAAACAGAGAGAGGGCGUUGGCACCUUCUAAAAGAAGAUCACUGCAACGCGGAAGGCGCAACACGGAUAGGAGAGAACGUGAAGAGGAGGAACGUUCUUGGUGGUGGUCGCCUUACUAUUGGCAAGAUCGCGGUCAUGAAGAAGAUGGAAUCGACGGGCACGAGGAGCACCACGGCGAUGGCCACAAUGAUGAGAACCCCAGUAUUGUUGAACAUGCAAAGGAAUGGGACAACCGGGAAGAAGGACAUGGAGGUCAAGGACACGAUGCUCAUACGGAUUACAAUGACUAUUUAGUAAAGGCGCUGAUCUUCAUCACGCUGCUGAAGAUCACGACACGGCAGGCGCUGCGUCUUGGUGGUGGUCGGAAACUACACCAGAGGACCAUGAAGAAGAUGAACUACACGAGGGUGAUGAAGAUCUUCCUAGGCCGUCUUCCUCCUCGUCCGCAAGUGGUGCCUCCUCUACAGCUAUUGGUACUCAGACGUCCAGUACCACGAUUUCGUCCAGCGGCGCUCAAGAGGAUCGAUGGAAGUUCCUGGUCAACAUCUUCAUCUUCCACUGCUAGUACAGAUACACUAGCCGGACGAGGCAGCACAGGCAAUUUUUAUUUAGCAAGUGCUAGCACCGCUGAAGGUGGAUCCUUGCGCGGCUUUGAAAAUCCAGAUAAUGACAAGCAUGAAGCUGAAGGAGGAAAUGCCGGGGAACAAUUGUCAAGUGAAGAUAUUCUCAUCAUCGUCUUAGUGGUAAGCACUGUUUUCCUCUUUCUGUGCGGGGCUUGCUCGUCUUGUGAAGGUACCGGCUUGUCUUCAAUCACAUCGCAGACGGAUGAAAUAGAUGGAGGAAAGAAUAGGAUCAGUCCCGAACAGCAGGACCCCAAUGUCACGACAGCGCCAGAUGGGAAUAUCACUGGUAAAGCUGCAACUUUCAAAGAGAAGAAAAGACGCGCCACGACGAAGAUCAGCACAAGGGUCGCGGUGGGUGCUGAUGUCGUUGUCGGCACACCAGUUGUACCCGCAUUGAAGAUCCGCACAAGACAAGUAAAUCCUACUACAGGUGACUUUGUCACGAUUGACGUUGUGCCUUCACAACAGUAUCCGCAACCAGCAGCAGCAGCGGAUGAUAUCUUAUCGAAUAUACGCCGUUUGCUGAUUGCGCCGCUGUAUUGUUGUUGGUCAUUUUUCAGCUGUUGUUGUUGUACUAGGCACAGCAGCACGGGCACAAAUUUGUCGGGAUGGGGUCAACGUCACAAGAAAUCUUCAGCGUCCUCUGACAAAAACAAGGACGGAACCGCUUCGCUGAACCCACGUCUAGAAGCGAUGAUGGAGACGCACUUUUCGUCUUUUUUUACCAAGUUGCGCCAAAUGGACGACCACAAACGCUUAGUGCAGCAGAUUUCGAAGGAGGAAAUACUCAAGCGCUACAAUUUCCCCUUAUUGGUGCGACAAGAAAGGAAACUCUUACGAGAACUGGAGCGUCACGAUUCUCAUGCUCGUGAUUUCGAAGGAGGAAAUACUCAAGCGCUACAAUUUCCCCUUAUUGGUGCGACAAGAAAGGAAACUCUUACGAGAACUGGAGCGUCACGAUUCUCAUGCUCGUGAAAGGGAGAAAGACACAGCAAGCGUGUCUAGUACGGCUUCAUCUAAUCCCAGUAGAGGUACAUCAAAAACUCCCUCUCGUCCCUCCGAUGUCCAUGACCGCCAGUCUUCCGAACACGACGUAUCCUCAGAAUCAGAUCAUCAGUCGUCGACACGGGCGCCGUCGUCCGAGGACACAACUUCUCAAGGUCAACAGGAUUAUGUGAAGGAGAUGCUGGAUAAGAAGCGCUUAAGAUUGGAUGAAAAGUUGAAGCUUGUACAUGCACGGGCACGGGAAUUUAUUGAGGAAGUGGCAUCUUCCUCCUCGUCGGCAAUUUUUCAUUCUCUGGAACUAGAGGUCGUGAGCUAUAAUUUGGUUCUCAAGCGACGUAAGAUGCUGGAAGCAGCUAUGACGCAAUGCAAAGGCUCUAUACCUAACGAUAAUGCUGACUUUGAUGACUUCGAUGGGACGACGAUCAAGACUCUCCUAGAGGACGCUCUUGAAGCCUGGCUGGACUCAUGUGAGCACGCGACGGUGAAAAAAUUACAGACCGAACUAGCCUUUCUCGACAAGCAAGCUUUUCAUACAGACGAUCAACCUUCUUCUCGUCAAGCUGGCAGCGCAGCUGCAGACGAAUGUUGCCCAUCAGUGCCGACUGCGACUCCAGUGUCCACAUUACAAAAGCAAUUGCAUGCCCUACGCUCUGCAUACUCCGAAUUCAAAUCCCUCUCAUGUUUUACAACGCCAGCUGAUCAUCUAGGAAAUAUCCAGAAAGCUCCCGCUGCCGACAAAGACAUCACAUUGCAAGAGUUCAAUCUUGGUCGUAAUCGUUUAGAGGGUCUUCUGGCGAUUCACUAUGCUGCCGAGCAAGUGCAGAAUGCCUACGGCGACCUCUUUCCUCAACCAGAAGGCGAGCAAUUUCCUUUCCUAUCGACAUGGGAAAACUCUCUGCACCAUCAGCAUGAAAGAACGCGUCACAUCGUGAACCGCUUGAUUUCCACACACCGCCACAUCAACUGCUUACAACCCGUGCAUGAAAAGCAUAAACCCACCACUACAAAAACCCACCACUCAUCCUUGCAUGAAAAGCAUGAUAAACCUAGUACAACAAGAAGAAGAGAAUUCGAAUCAAAACCCCCUUACGAAGCUUUUCUCACGCUCCUGAGGGAGCAUUUGAAGGGCUUGGAAAAGGAAACUCCACAGACUAGAGUACUACUCGGUGCAACCACAUCAUCAAUUAAGGGUAGGUUAAAGGUGCUUUUCUUACCGCUUUUUAUGCCUCUCC
Molecule: messenger RNA, 3359 nt
Organism: Amoebophrya sp. A25
Lineage: Eukaryota; Dinophyceae; Syndiniales; Amoebophryaceae
Source: the annotation of a GenBank genome assembly